GCUUUUCGUCACAUCGCCAUCAGACCUUCUGAUCAGAGGUCCACACCUACUCGCCCUACUCGCCCAGGUGACUCACCCGAUGUCACAAGUCAGCUAACCUGCGGCAGGAAAUAAAUCUCACCCAGGUAUGAUCUGAGGAGAAGAUGGUUGCCCCUCUGCUCCCCGCAGCUCAACAUGUUCAACCUGAUUGGCAACUGCUGCACCUGGGUCUCCAAAUUCCAGCAACCCUUGAGGAAAGCCACAGUGCUCGUGGUUGGUCUUGACAAUGCAGGGAAAACCUCCUCAAUCAGAGGAAUGUUGGGAGUGCCCCCGGGGGAGGUGGGUCCCACUCAGGGGUGCGUGCGCACGGAGCUGCGCGUGGAGAACUUCAUGGUGACCCUGCUGGACAUGGGAGGAGCUCCAGAGGAGCGGGAGGCCUGGACGGCGCACUACGGAGAGGCCCACGGCUUCAUUUUCGUGGUGGACUCCAGUGACCGGGCCCGGAUCAAGGAGGUCAAGGAGGAGAUGGUGGAUAUCCUGAGGCAGCCCAGGGUGGCUGGGAAACCUUUCCUGGUGUUAGCCAACAAGCAAGACAAAGUGAAUUCCAUGCUUGGGAGUGAGCUGAUUGAAAUUCUCUCUUUGGAGCAGCUUGUCAACAAAAGCCGGUCUUUGUGUCACAUUGAGUCGUGCUCAGCCUUACUGGACCUGAGGAGAUGGUCAGACAGGAAGACGCUAAGAGGUUUGCGCUGGCUACUGCGGGCCGUGUGCCUCGACUACUCCGAGCUCUGUGCCCGCAUCAUACGCGACAAACGGAAACCCUACGGGCAGGACGAGAGAGAAAAGAAAAGAGAGAAAGGACGCCGCAAGACCAAAGAACAGAGGCUUCCUGGAAGCAAAAGUGACUUGCGCAAAGAAAAGACCAAGAAAUCAAAAGGAAGCAGCUCACUGCAGCCUAUCCGAGAUAUUCUGAAUAGGGAGAACUCCCUGAAAAAGAAGCUCAAGAAAAAGAAGGGAAAGGGCAAGAUAAAGAAGGAGAAUUCCAAGAACAGUAAGGAAAAUGAGAACGGUGAAGAGGAGGUUGAUGAAGGUGAGGCUGCCGAGGCCGAACAGGAGCACAACAGCGAGAAGGAGAAAGCCAGCAGCGCCCUGUUGCCAGGGAAACGAAGCAAAAAGCGAAAAGUAAAAGUGAAAGAGGAGACCUUGGAUCUGCCUGAAUCACUCGACACCGAUGACUUCAAACCCUCCAAAGGAGGGAAGGGGGAGAGGAAAAAGAAAGUGAAGACAAUCAAGGUGAAACGGAAAAACAAGAUCAACACAGAAGUGCCAGCAGCAUACACUCAGCCCGUGGACCUCUCCGCCACUUUCGAUCUUUACAGAAAAGCAAUUUUGGCUCUAAAAGAACGACAGGAGCAGGAACGGGAGCAGGAGCAGGAGAGGGAGCGGGAGCGGGAGAGGGAGCAGGACCAGGGCCUGGAGCGGUGACGACUCGGCCGCUCUAGCAGGAGCCUCGGCCAUGUGAUGACCCCGUAAGCUGGCCUCCGCACAGCUGUCCAGGGGUUUAUGAGCUUGCCCUGGAUCCUCCUUGGUGACUUAUCCUCGAGUAGCCGCUUCUCCGAGGAGCGCCAGCCAAACCUACUUGUGAGGACACGAGGCCUAUCUGAGACUUGUUCCCAGAGGCAUCAGAAACGGCGCAUUCCAGUGACGAGGAGCGACCUCACCCUGAAUAAGUCCAUCUCAUGUAAAUGUCUCCUAGGAUGUCUGCAUUCAUUCUUACAGUCAACUGAUGUUCUACCUGCGACCAAAGAAAAUGUAGUUCAACGCUGAAAAAAGGAAGCUAACUCUAAGGACUGGUGUUGUGCUUUGAGUGUGUCAGUAUAAUGUAUUUCAAAUGUUAUACAUGUACUUGUAAGACCAAACAAUAUGAUGUUGUUGCUGUAUAUGAUUUAAAGUAUCUAGUGGCAUUUCAGUAUAUAGGCUUAUUUCAUGAUAAGUUCUGAUAUUUAUGUUUCACUCUGUUCUUCAUGCUGGUGCAAAUUUCUUUCUUGCUUUUUUUAAAAUCAUUCCUCUUGUAAAAAGUAUUUUUCAAAUAUCUGAUGUUGACAUUGUUUUAGUUGUCAGGUGAAGAAUGCUGCCUAUUUUUUUCACGUACUGUGACGGUUGC
This is a messenger RNA of Sardina pilchardus (European sardine), 2140 nucleotides long. It is a transcript of the gene arl13a, whose product is annotated as ADP-ribosylation factor-like 13A. Lineage: Eukaryota; Metazoa; Chordata; Actinopteri; Clupeiformes; Clupeidae. Gene Ontology annotation, cellular component: non-motile cilium; ciliary membrane; motile cilium. The coding region runs from base 175 to 1461 and encodes 428 amino acids. Gene Ontology annotation, molecular function: GTP binding; GTPase activity. The record is from RefSeq and is a predicted model, not a curated record. Gene Ontology annotation, biological process: receptor localization to non-motile cilium; non-motile cilium assembly. The transcript is spliced from 10 exons.